Messenger RNA from Hipposideros armiger (great roundleaf bat), 1128 nucleotides. RefSeq names its product meiotic kinetochore factor (gene MEIKIN). Gene Ontology annotation, cellular component: kinetochore. Bases 1 to 1128 code for a protein of 375 amino acids. The transcript has 12 exons. The record is from RefSeq and is a predicted model, not a curated record. Gene Ontology annotation, biological process: male meiosis chromosome segregation; female meiosis chromosome segregation; meiosis I sister chromatid cohesion. NCBI's taxonomy places the organism in Eukaryota, Metazoa, Chordata, Mammalia, Chiroptera, Hipposideridae.
AUGGCGUUGUGGCCGCGACGGGUCUAUACCCGCAAGAAGAGGGGCGGCCAGCGGCUCAACCUGACCCCGACGCUGGACCUAGGCCCGUCAGUGACGGCGGAGGCCCCCUUAGGCCAGGAAGGAAAUGACAAAGCGCAUGGUUUGCGGAAGAUCGUGGAGAAAGCGGAGCAGAGUGGACCAGGAGGUAACAGCUCUGGGCCGCUGAGCUCUCAGUUACCUGUUACCGGAGAGAGAAGCCUGAAAGAACAUAGUGCUAAUGAAGAGACCCAAGAUGAGAGGAUUGCUCUGUUGAGUGACUCAGUGACUGAUGACCUCCAUGUUGACAGUAGUUCAUCAAAUAGUGAACUAGUAUCAGAAGUAAGUUUGCAGCAUAACAGUUCUAGUUCUCUUCUGAGUUAUUCAAUCACAGACUCUUACACAGAAUACAAGAGUUCUGAAGAGAGUUUAAGGAGCUUCUCAUCACCUGAACUCUUCAGAGGGUCAGAUUAUUCAGAUUGGGAGUGCCCCAAGUUGGAAGGACACCUCCAACACAAGAAUUCCACUCUUCUGGAUACCAGUAAAGCAGUAGCAAUAGAGAAGGUACCACAGUUUCUAAACCUUUCUUCAAUUUUAGGUACUUCUUCAGAAGACUAUCAGAAAUGCCAGAGAAAAAUAGUGAUGACAUUAGCAGAUGAAAAUUUUCCUCCAAAACCAGAGAGUACUUCAAAUUCAGAAUCAGAUCAUGCAGCUUGUGAAGUUGUACUUGCUAAGAAAACUUACCCUUCAAUCCCUGAAAAAACAAAGAAAAAGAACACAAAUUCCAGUAUUCGUGAUAAGAAAAGCAGAGGCCUGCUAACAAGUACUCCAUCUACACAAACAGCUGGCUUAGAGAUUGAUCUGUCCUCAGUGAGAAAAGCAUCUUUUGAGGAACUGUUUCCUAAUGUCAGCAACUAUGUUAAUUCAGAUGAAAUUGUUCCUGUGUCAAGUUUGCAAGAAAAUUCUUCAAAUGAGAUUCCUUCAAAUACAUCAGAAAUAUGUUGUAUUAUUAGAGCAUCACCAGGAACGAGACAAGUAAAAAGUAAAGGUGUUAUUUUAAAGAAGAAGAAAUAUUCUCUUCCUAAAGACAUUCCUCAAGGUACUGUAGUAUGA